Molecule: messenger RNA, 1920 nt
Organism: Aureococcus anophagefferens
Lineage: Eukaryota; Pelagophyceae; Pelagomonadales; Pelagomonadaceae
Gene: RBO1
Product: putative respiratory burst oxidase
Exons: 4
Coding region: 1-1920 (639 amino acids)
Cellular component (GO): plasma membrane
Molecular function (GO): oxidoreductase activity
Source: RefSeq, a predicted model, not a curated record
AUGUUCGCGCACACGCUCGCGAUCUGGGUCGAGGCGAUCCGGGAGACGGAGCGGGGCCUGCUCCGCGACGACCUCAAGCUCGACGGCUGCGACGCGUGCCCCGCGGCGGGGUCGAAGCCCUACACGCGCUGGCGCGACGCCUGCGACCUCAACAAGGCCGCGCUCCGCAACGGCCCCCUGUCCUACUUCGCGCCCUUCGCCAAGGCCGCGGGCUGUGUGGAAAUCAACCAGAGAACAAGUUGCGUCGAAACCGUCGCAUAUGCUCACAUUGAAGUCGUUGAAGAUUCGAUUUCCACGCAGGCCGCGGGCGUCGCGCUCAACUUCAACUGCGCGCUCCUCGUGCUCCCCGUGACGCGGUCCGUGCUCAUCCUGCUCAACGGCCUCGGCGGCAACUACCGCGCGGCCCAGGAGCGGAGCGCGCUCUUCAAGAAGUACUUCGAGUCGCCCUUCGCGCGCUACGUGCCUCUGGCCAAGAACGUCGAGUUCCACAAGCUCGUCGCGUGGACGAUGCUCGCGCUCUCGCUCGUCCACACCGUCGCCCACUUCUUCAACUACUGGGCGUCGCCGCGCUACACCGUCGCGCGCUUCGCCAAGUGGGGCUGGGGCGGCACGUCCUUCGUGACGGGAGCGCUCGUCUUGGUGGCCAUGUUCUUCAUCUUCACGGCGGCGUCCGACGCCGUCAAGCGGGCGAACUUCGAGGUCUUCUGGGUCGCCCACCACUUCUUCCUCCUCUACUACGCCGCGCUCCUCCUCCACGGGCCCGUCUUCUACCUCUGGAGCCUCGUGCCGCUCGCCGCGUACGCGUACGAGCGGCGGCGCCGCGUCGUCCGGGGCAACGCGCCCUUCCUCGUCGCGCGCGUCGAGUGGAUCCCGCCCGUGCUCGCGGUCCACUUCCGGCCCGCGGACAAGCGCGACUUCGACUUCGCCGAGGGCACCUACGUGCUGCUCAACUGCCCCUUCGUGAGCCGCCACGAGUGGCACCCGUUCACGAUCUCGUCCGCGCGCGGCGACCUCGCCGCGGGCGCGCGCGUCGCCCUCGACGACGGCGAGACCGUCGUCGCCGUGGACCCGCCGGCGGCGCUGCCGCUGCGCGCGCGCGCGCGGUGGCGGCGCUACCGCCGCGCGUCCGCGGACCCGGCGACCGUGUGCGACGACGACUUGCUCGCGGCGCACGAGACGGCGCACCACGACUUCGUGUCCUGCCACAUCAAGGUCCACGCGGCCGCGCCGGGCGAGCCGCCGACGUGGACGCAGGCGUUGAAGGACUACCUCGAGAUGAUGGCGCCGCGCCGCGACUACCCGUUCCACUUCACGCGGCGCGACGACCGGGGGGAGCUGCUCCUGGGCCGCGCCCGGGGCCCGGACCUCGGGCAGAUCCUGAGGGUGGACGGGCCCCACGCGGCGCCGGCGAUGCACUACGACAAGUACGGCUCCGUGCUCGUCGUGGGCGCGGGCAUCGGCAUGACGCCGUGCGCGUCCGUGCUCACGGCCAUGCUCAAGUACCGGUGGCGCGCGGGCUUCAAGCCCGAGAUCCUCCACUUCUACUGGGUCGUCGCGCACGGCGACGUGCCCGCGUUCGAGUGGCCGCCGCGCGACGAGCCGGGCGCGCUGCCGCGCGUCUUCACCGCGCGCCAGCUCUUCGACGAGCUCCUGUCGCCGGCCGUGUCGUCCAAGGACCAGGCCGCGGCCAUGGCCGCGGGCGGCGCGGCGCCGAACCGGUUCCAGGACACGUGGGUCUGGAACGGCCGGCCCCAGUGGGACGCGAUCUUCGAGGGCGUCCGCGCGGGCCGGCGCCACAAGGACAUCGGCGUCUGCUUCUGCGGCACGCCCGUCAUCGGCGCGGACCUCGACCGCAUGUGCAAGAAGCACUCCUCGACGCACGACGACUGCAUCUUCACGCUCCACAAGGAGAACUUCUAA